Molecule: messenger RNA, 3881 nt
Organism: Ostrinia nubilalis (European corn borer)
Lineage: Eukaryota; Metazoa; Arthropoda; Insecta; Lepidoptera; Crambidae
Gene: ss
Product: aryl hydrocarbon receptor
Exons: 9
Coding region: 1066-2673 (535 amino acids)
Biological process (GO): response to xenobiotic stimulus; regulation of transcription by RNA polymerase II; xenobiotic metabolic process
Cellular component (GO): nucleus; aryl hydrocarbon receptor complex
Molecular function (GO): protein binding; transcription cis-regulatory region binding; nuclear receptor activity
Source: RefSeq, a predicted model, not a curated record
UUUAUUUUCUUUCGGUUUUCUAAAAGUGUUAUUCUGGAGCCUAAAGUGUAUAUCCUCGAUGAAGCAGCUCCAGAACCAGCUUCAACUGGAGACACAACGGCCAUAACGGUUCUAGAGACAAACAGUGCGUCCAGUGUUGACCGAACAUUCGUACAUGAAAGAAUUAUACUGGAGCCCAAACCCGUUUCGGCCAAUCUGCUUCACUUCGGCCUCGUCAAAUCUGCUUUUGAGCCUGUCACAGAAGCAAAUACGGCGGUCAAGACGAGACCCAUCGAGCCAACGAAUAACAUUGACAAACCUUAUCUAAAUGACGUCGCACUGGAGCCUAAGCCCUUGACGUCGAGCUUCCUCCAAUUCGGAUUAACCGGAUCUGCCCCAGUUUUGACAACGGGUCUUAAAACUAUAGAACCUAUAAAGGCAAGCGUGAUCAAUGACAGCGUUCUGGAGCCAAAAUCCUUAACAACGGGGUUCCUCCAGUUCGGCCUUGAUGAAAACGCUCUAGAAUCCUCUACGAUCAAAACAGCAAAAAUAAAGAGCAACGUGAUCGAGAAAACUUAUGACGUGUUAGAGUCAAAACCGCUGGGUUUUCUACCGUUUAAUCUAGAUGAGAGAGAGAAGAAGUUCGAUGAGGUAGACAAGUCAUCGCUGCUCCAGUUCGGGCUCGAUGAGAGUGCUCUAGAUUCGGUGUGUCCGACGGCCGUCAAGAUAGCCGCUGAGCCGAAGUUGCUGUGCGGCGGGUGGGGGGGGCAGUCGACGUACACGCUCGAUGGGUGCGUGGAAACUGGCCUGCUCCGACCGCCGCCGCAGCCUCACUCUAGCCAGCUUGGGACCGUGUAUGCGACGAAGAGGAGAAGGAGAAAUGGGAAGAGCAUCAAGCCCCCAUCCAAAGACGGCGUCACCAAGAGCAACCCCAGCAAGCGGCAUCGAGAGCGCCUUAACGCAGAACUGGACACCUUGGCUUCCCUACUACCCUUCGAGCAGAACAUCCUCAGCAAGCUCGACAGGCUCUCCAUACUGCGGCUAUCCGUCAGCUACCUUAGGACGAAGAGCUAUUUUCAAGUGGUCAUGCACAAAGACAAGGAGGAUAUCCACGGGCACCGGAGGGAGCACUCGCCGUACGACCACGCCAUGCCCGACGGGGAAAUGUUCCUUCAGGCACUCAACGGGUUCCUGAUGAUCUUAACGUGCGAGGGUGAGGUGUUCUUCGCGACGCACAGCAUCGAGAGUUACUUAGGCUUCCAUCAGUCGGACAUAGUCCACCAAUCAGUAUACGAGCUGGUCCACUCAGAAGACCGGGAAGAGCUCCAGAGGCAGCUGCUUUGGAACUCGUUUCUUCCGCCGGAAGUGAGCAGCCUGACGCUACAGGACGCGCUCAGGCCGGACAGGACGCAUCUACUCGAGAGGAGCUUUACUGUGCGCUUCCGGUGCUUACUGGACAACACUUCGGGCUUUUUGAGGUUAGACAUACGGGGCCGCAUCAAAGUCCUCCACGGGCAAAACAAGAAAACAGAAGAGCCUCCUCUGGCCCUCUUCGCAAUAUGCGCGCCCUUCGGCCCUCCCAGUCUGCUGGAGAUCCCUCAGAAGGAAGUCAUGUUCAAGAGCAAGCACAAGCUUGAUCUGUCUCUAGUCUCUAUGGAUCAAAGGGGUAAAAUGCUAUUAGGAUAUACAGACGCUGAAUUGGCGAAUAUGGGUGGCUACGAUCUAGUUCAUUACGAUGACUUGGCCUAUGUGGCCAGUGCUCACCAAGAAUUAUUAAAAACAGGUGCUUCCGGGAUGAUCGCGUAUCGCUUCCAGACGAAGGACGGGCAGUGGCAGUGGCUGCAGACCUCGUCACGGCUCGUCUACAAGAACUCCAAGCCAGACUUCGUCAUCAGCACGCAUCGGCCGCUGAUGGAGGAAGAAGGCAGAGAUUUGCUUGGCAAAAGAACGAUGGACUUCAAAGUCAGUUACCUAGAUACGGGGCUCACCAGCCUAUACUUCUCCGAGACUGAACAGCUCUCAGGCUGCGAGACCAGUGUGACCACGCCACCAAGAGCAGCCAGACGAUACAAAACACAGCUGAGGGAUUUCUUAUCGACGUGUCGAAAUAAAAGACGAGUUCCAACCACACCAGCGCCUCCUCCAGUAGACUACCUAGCGGCUGAUGCAGUCGCAGCUGCUUAUACGAACCUAAACGGGGCGUACACAGCGCCGUACGGGGAAUACCCGCCAGCCCCAGCAUUACACUACGCCCCGCCGCCCUUGGACGAUCGGUUCCUAACAGCGGACAACCUCUUCCACCAAUACAAGCCUCUGUCUUACCAUUAUACCCCGUACGCGCCUAAUGGUUUCCUAGAGCCAGCGCCGCCGCCUGGAUACGAAGUAGCACCGACGUAUCACAGGCCGCCGUCAAGAGAGUAUGCAUACGUGGAUAGUAGCGGGAGGUAUAUGAGUCCUGUGACGGGGCAGGAAAGGAGGUCACCCAGUGUGGUCCCAGGGCCCAGCCCUGGUGGGUCGAGCGGGUCUACAGAACAGGAGCGAAUGCAGCAGCCCCAGGCCGAGAUGCCCCGGCAGACGGUGCUCAUGUGGGGCGCCGGCGGGGCCGCGCAAGAAGUCCCCGUGGAGUACUCCCCACCACAGGUUUGGCGCUACCACCCCCCCUCGCACUAUCACACCGCUGAGGCAACCCAAUGAAAGCUUUAGCUUUUUUCUUUCGUGCAAUCGAGUAUGCUAAGUUUCUGGUCCACGAGAGUCGAGACUCGUGAUUUUAGCAGUGAUUUUUAAUUUUUAUAUUUUUUUAUCUUUAUACAUAUCGUUUAUUUCUUUUAUACUUGUUGAAUCUAAGCAUUCAAAAGUACUUGUUACCAGAUUUAUUUUCUAAAAUCCUAAUUGAUACCUCGCUCAGUGGUUUGUAGUUAAGCUCAACGGACCUUCAUAGGAUAUAUUGGUCUUGUUAAAACAGGGUCUUUCCACUAUCUCCAUUGUAGAUAAUGUCGAUUUGUAAAUUAUAUUAAUCGAAAAAUUCUAUCCAAAUAUAUUAAAUUGAUAGUCGAUUUGUAGUUAAUCAUGGUUAAUUUUAUCACGCGAUGCAAUGUUACACACAAUAGUAAUUUAGAAUUUGUAAAUAAAUAUUUAUUAUUUGAUAGUUUUGAAGCUUUGGCUUGUGUUGAGGUUUAAGCUUAGUGAGUGUUCGCUUUUUUUAAACUUCAUAGUAAAAAAAUGAGGCAAAGCGACACAUAGUUUGUAUUGAUAUUGGAAAAAAGUAUUACACUGCCAAAAGAUUUCAAAAAUAACUCAAGGAACAAAACAUUAAAUUGAAAACGGUUUCCUUCGCUUAGCUUCAUUUUACCAAAACAAACAAUAAUUAUCUAAAUGGAACAAAACAUAUCGGAGUAAGCAUGUCACAUAGGUUAAAGAUAAUUUAGUAAAAAUAUACACAAUAUAGACGCUCCCAUUUUAUAAUGCAUUCACAUAUUUUUUCUUUUUUAUUUCAUGAAAGUCUCUAAGUAUCAGUUUUCAUUUUGUUUUCUAUUUGAUCAAAUCAAUAUUGUUUAGUUUUUUUUGUUGAAUACCCUGUCUUUUGUUUCUUUCAGUUCAUUUUUUUUUCAGUUCUGACAUCUUUACUCUUGUUUUUUGUUUGUUUUUUUUUUUAUAUUUUGCUUUUUCACUCUUUAUUACUGCAUUAUUGGGAUCGCCUUAAGAAGUCCUGCACAGCCAAGCCAACGUUUAUCAUGCAGCACCAAUGUAAAUACACUUUGCGUGCCUUCACUUCAACUUCUAUCCUUCCAUUAUUGAUUAUACAGGGUGACCCGUCAGUGGUGGAUGAAACUUUUGGAGAUAUUACUGACAAUAUAACUUAAUGUUACCAAAAUUUUACCUACUUAAUUUUGAGAUCAUAAUUU